GAAGGUGCCACACAACUCCUUCAGAGCAUCUUCUCUUCCUUUCCCUACAAUUUCCUCAGCUCCCAUUCUCUCUCUAAAAUUUCAUUAUUCAACUCCAAUUCAACCGAAUAAUGACUAGAAGCUUGACUUCAAGCCCUAAUUCCAGGAAAUCCGUCAAAUUUCUUUAUAGUUACAACGGUCAAAUCCUUCCUCGCCCGUCCGACGGCGUCCUUCGUUACGUCGGCGGCCACACUCGUAUUCUCUCCGUCGAUCGCUCUAUCUCCUUUUCAGAGUUGCUGGUGAAAUUUGGAGAAUUAACUGGAACUUCGGUGAAUUUAAAGUGUAAGUUACCGAGCGAAGAUUUAGAUGUUUUGAUUUCAAUUAAAUCCGAUGAAGAGCUCAGGAAUGUCAUCGAUGAGUACGACCGCGCUUCGGAGUUCAGUCACCUGGAGUUGAAGAUUAGAGCUAUAUUAUCACCAGUUCAAUCAGUGAAAAAGCUCUCUUCACCUUCUUCGCCGACGCGGUUUCAGCCUUUGAGAAUGGCUGCUCCGGCGAUCUAUACUCCGUCUCCGCCGUCAACUCCGCUGUCGUUUAACUGUUCUCCCACUCAAUCGAGGCUUCAGCCGACGAAAAUGGCUCAGGGGAGUUGUCAUCAGUCUCCGCAGCGUGCGGGGGCGUACAGGUGUUGCUCGCCGCCGCCUCCGCCGCAGGCCGUUGGCUAUGCUGCUGGUAUAAGGAAAGACGCCCGGAGGAAUCAAUGCUGUCGCCAUGGAAGUCCUAGGCAGCAAUAUUUUAUUCCUUAUUCAAAUAUAUACUUACUGCCGAUAAAACCGUAGAAAAUAAAGUAAUACAGAGGAUAGAAAGGGGGGAAAAAAAGAAAAGAAAAAGGAGAACAUUCAAAAAUCGAGUUUGAGAAAAAUAUAAGAGUAUAUAGAUACAGCGACUUAUACAUACGUAUAUACAGGUGCAAAAUAGUUAGAAAUUGCCUUUUUUUUUUGGGCUUCUGGAUUCUGGAAUGGAAGUUUGAUAAGAAUUGGAUUUUUUAUUUUGACAUUUCUUUUUUUUUUUUGGGUGUGUUUUUGUAUACACUAUAUUCAAUAUUUGAUGAUUUUUUUCCCUCUUUGGGUGCGGAUGUUUGAGAUGGGCUUCAGUUGUGUGAUCUACCCAAUUCUUUGUUUCUGAUGUGGGAAAACAAAUAAGGCCGUUAAGAUGAGCUCAGGCGCCGUUUUCACGUCGGAUUCAAUUGCAGGGUCAUUUUCGUUGUCUUUAUGCGAGAUCCGUGUCGUGAGGUGGCCGUCACGGGAACGUGAACUGCCCCUGCCUAGUAUGGGCAGCGGGCAAUAUUAUUAUAUUUUUUCAAAAAUGAGAAAAUAUGGAGUAGUUAUCUUUAAUUUUUUUAAUUUCUAUUUAUUAUUAGUAAAUUGAGGUAUUAAUAAAUGGUAUUUUGGUUUUGUUUUCGCAGGUCAACAAAGGCAGAUGUAUUGGACAUUUGGAUUUUGGACCCGUUGAAUGGAAAGUUCAUGCCGUAUGCCAUUGUGCUUUCAUCAAGAGCCGGAGGACCAAGCCUAAAGCAAAACACCUCCUUAGCGAACAAAUUUGGAGGAAAGAAAAACGUUUGCUGUAUAUAACUCUUGAUGAGUGCUGUGCCUGUGCUACGGAAAGUAGUGAAUCUAGAAGAAUUAAACAUUAAAAUUUAAUAAUGUUACACAAUUUAUACCUAAACGGCACUAAACCAAGCUCACAGGGCAAGAGCCUUAUUAAAGGCAAUCAAGUGGUUAGUCUGACUAUGAAAUUUGAUUUUCAAAUCGAUAAUAA
Messenger RNA from Coffea arabica (coffee), 1794 nucleotides. RefSeq lists its product as uncharacterized. Gene Ontology annotation, molecular function: protein binding. NCBI's taxonomy places the organism in Eukaryota, Viridiplantae, Streptophyta, Magnoliopsida, Gentianales, Rubiaceae. The record is from RefSeq and is a predicted model, not a curated record.